Molecule: messenger RNA, 3384 nt
Organism: Aegilops tauschii subsp. strangulata
Lineage: Eukaryota; Viridiplantae; Streptophyta; Magnoliopsida; Poales; Poaceae
Product: probable protein transport Sec1a
Biological process (GO): vesicle-mediated transport
Source: RefSeq, a predicted model, not a curated record
UUCCUGCGCCGGUGGCGGCCGAUGACGGUCUUGGUCUUGGUGGUCUUGGGAGCCUCGUACUCCCGUUUCUUCUUCCUCUCGCACGCGGUCGCUGCAUAUUCUCCCACACCCCAAUUUCUGCUUCUACUUCGUGUCCUCCGAUCGCACCCAACUUCAGCAAGUUAAAGCCGUGGGUUGUCUCUACCCUACGGCCUCGUCACCGGAGGGAGGCGGUGAGAUCUCCCGGCGGCAUGUCGUUGGAUUCGGACUCCUCUUCGCAGGGAGGCGACCGCCGGAGCUUCCGGCAGAUCACACGAGACCGAGAGACUCAAACUCGGGAGAGAUAUAAAAAAGGGGAUACUCUUCGUGACAUUCAGGCGGAAAGUGACCUCCCUUCGUCAUGUUGGGGAGACUUUAAUGAAGUUCUCAGGCAAGAUGAGCAUGUUGAAGCAGGGCAAAGAACUCAGGCUCAAAUAAGGGGUUUUAGGGAGGCUGUAGAUGAGUGUAGCUCCUGUGAUCUUGGGUAUGUUGGCAGAAGCUGGACUUUUGAGAAAAAAGUUGCAGGAGGUGGCUAUACGCGAGUCAGGCUGGACAGGUCCCUAGCUACUGUUGACUGCAGGAACAUCUCUCGGCUGCUUCAGACCAUGGUCCUAUUCUGCUGUCUUUGGACCAUCCCCAACACAAUCAGGGACGAGCUGCUCGGUAGUUCAGAUUUGAGUUUAUGUGGGAAUCAAAUGAGAAUUUUAAACAGCCGUAGAUAGAGCGCGGAAGGACCACGCUACAUGUUCUUCGGUUCGUGAGGGAAAAGCUUAAUGGCAUGGCUAUGGCACUUCAUUCGUGGGGCAGCACCACCUUUGGGAGUGUUAAGACAGAGAUUUGGAAUCUGAAAAAAACGCUUGGAAGAACUCAGAAAUAUUCCAAAUCGUGUUGGCCCGUCAAGGGAGGAGACGAAGGCCCUGAACAGGUUGAUGUAAUUUUAUCAUCGCGAGGAGACUAUGUGGCGACAAGGGUCUAGAAUUCAAUGGUCAGCUGAAGGUGUUGGGCACACUUUUUUCAGAAGCAUUGGGAUAUGUGUGGGGGCGGAGGGGACGUCUGUGAUUCUCCAAGUUGUUCAUGGCCAGGAGAGUCGGAGAAAUUAAUAAAACGGUUUUAGUCCUGACCUCGAAGGAUUAUUAUUUGAAAUGCUCAGGUCGACUAGGAAGGAUUCAAAAUCAGCAUGGAAGGUUCUUAUCAUGGAUAAGUUUACGGUCAAGAUAAUGUCCUACUCAUGUAAGAUGGCAGACAUCACAGAAGAAGGGGUUUCAUUGGUUGAAGAUCUAUACAAACGGAGACAGCCAUUGCCUUCACUGGAUGCUAUAUAUUUCAUCCAACCAACUAAAGAAAACGUUGUUAUGUUCCUCUCUGACAUGUCAGGAAGAAGCCCGUUAUACAAGAAGGCGUAUGUGUUUUUCAGUUCUCCCAUACAGAAAGACUUAGUUGCUCAAAUAAAAAGGGAUUCAAGUAUAUUACCUCGUAUUGGUGCACUUAGUGAGAUGAAUUUGGAGUACUUCCCUAUUGAUUCCCAGGGUUUCAUAACUGACCAUGAAAGGGCAUUGGAAGAGCUUUUCUGUGAGAGUGCAGAAGGCUUCAACAAAUACAAUGCUUGUUUGAAUGCAAUGGCUACUCGUAUAUCUACAGUAUUUGCAUCAAUGAGGGAAUUUCCCCGUGUGCACUACCGCAUUGCCAAGACCAUUGAUGCUUCUACAAUGACAACACUAAGGGACAUGGUGCCCACAAAGAUUGCUGCUGGUGUAUGGAAUUACCUCUCCAAAUAUAAAACGUCAAUUCCUGAAUUCCCGCAGACAGAAACUUGUGAACUUCUCAUAGUAGACCGUUCAGUAGAUCAGAUCGCACCAAUAAUUCAUGAAUGGACUUAUGAUGCCAUGUGCCAUGAUCUGCUAUGCAUGGAUGGUAACAAGUACGUACAUGAGGUUUCAAGUAAAAAUGGUUCAGCCUCAGAAAAAAAGGAGGUCCUGUUAGAGGACCAUGAUCCAGUUUGGCUUGAACUUCGACAUUCCCAUAUAGCAGAUGCAAGUGAAAGACUUCAUGAUAAGAUGACACAUUUUGUCUCGAAGAACAAAGCUGCCCAACUACAGCAAGCAAGAGCUGGAGGAGAGCUAUCAACUAGAGACCUACAAAAAAUGGUUCAAGCUCUUCCACAGUACACUGAUCAAAUUGACAAGCUUUCGCUGCAUGUCGAGCACGUGGCACUCAACAUUGCCCAUGAUCCUGUGAAGAUGAGCUUACCAAGAACAUCGAUUGCAGGAAAACUCAAUGUCAUAAUAAGGGAGCAAUGUCUUAGAGAUGUUGGACAACUAGAGCAAGAUCUUGUAUUUGGUGAUGCUGGGACAAAAGAAUUAAUCAAUUUUUUCCGAACACAAUUGGGUGUAAGUCGUGAAAAUAAGUUGCGUCUGCUCAUGAUUUACGCAGCAAUCAAUCCAGAGAAGUUUGAAAGCGAUAAGGGUACAAAAAUGAUGCAGUUGGCAGGAUUAUCUGCUGAUGACAUGAUCGCUGUGACUAAUAUGCGCUGCUUAUGCACUGACACAAAAAAGUCCUCAGGAGGAGGUUUUACACUGAAAUUUGAUGUUCAGAAGAAAAAACAUGCACAUAGAAAAGAGCGAACGACGGAACAAUCAGCAUGGGCACUGUCCCGAUUUUAUCCGGUUCUGGAGGAAUUGAUUGAGCAGCUCAGCAAGGGUGAAUUACCAAAAGAUGAAUAUAACUGCAUGAACGACCCUAGUCCCAGUUUCCAUGUAGUACCUACCACUACCAGUACCUCAGCCCGCACAAGCCCAGCUCACUCGAUGAGAUCUAGGAGGACUGGUGGAUCAUGGGCUAGGCCUCGUGGUUCUGAUGAUGGUUAUUCAAGUGAUUCUGUAUUGAAGCAUGCAUCGAGUGAUUUCCAAAAGCAUGGCCAGCGUAUAUUUGUUUUUGUCAUUGGUGGUGCUACUCGAUCAGAGUUACGUGCUGCACACAAGCUUUCAUCGAAGCUGAAGCGUGAGGUCAUCCUUGGUUCGUCCAGCCUUGAUGAUCCACUCCAGUUCAUCACAAAACUGAAGAUGAUGUCCGCCGAAGAGCUAACACUGGACGAUCUUCACAUAUAAAAAGCAUUAUGCACAUGUACUUCAGGGCUCCAUCGGGAAUUCUCCUUUAUUUUGGUAUUUUCUUUGUGAUCGUUUGGUUUGUUACACACUAGUUGCAUCAAAACCACAGGCUAUCAAUACGUUAAGCUGCAUAAUAUUCAUUCUGUAAGGAGCGACUUCCCAAAACCCGCUUCUCAUAAUUGAAUGAAUGUACAUAACAGUCGCCAGAAACUGUAACUAUGUGAGUUUUAUUUAUUUGGCUGACGGUUCAUUUUUCUCUCUA